Molecule: messenger RNA, 6163 nt
Organism: Bombyx mori (domestic silkworm)
Lineage: Eukaryota; Metazoa; Arthropoda; Insecta; Lepidoptera; Bombycidae
Product: neuroligin-4, X-linked
Exons: 11
Coding region: 421-3345 (974 amino acids)
Biological process (GO): modulation of chemical synaptic transmission; postsynaptic membrane assembly; synaptic vesicle endocytosis
Cellular component (GO): plasma membrane; cell surface; synapse
Molecular function (GO): signaling receptor activity; neurexin family protein binding
Source: RefSeq, a predicted model, not a curated record
GCCAGUCAGCCUCGGACUGACGCGUUAAAAUCUCAAAAUUUUCGUAACUUGAUAUAUAUUUUUUUUUUUUGGAUAAUGCAAGACUUUAUUUUGUGACGUUGACGCUGGCCUUAUAAAUCGGAUUGACGCGUGGUGUUUCACACGUUCAGUUUUUUAUGUGCUUGUUACAUGAAACAUUGUAGUAAACCUGUGUGUGUGGUGCCGGUGAAAUAUUUCUCGUAGCUAGGACGAGUCCCCGGAGGAGUCGUUGACGAAAAACUCACGAUGCCAUUGAAGAAAACAGUGCCAAAAACAUCAUAGAGACUACAAAAUGAAGCCAACACAUAUUAUAAUACUGUAAAUAAAACUCAUGGCAACGAAACCGCAUCCGACAGCAGACCAAAUAAAAUAAUGGGUCUUCAAAGGUGAUAAUUAUAGAAAAUGGCCAACGAAAGACUGCCAUUGCACAUUUGUAAUUCAAUUAAACAAUACGUUACUCAAAUCAGAAUAACUAAACAAUUAUCAAUCCAAGAUAAAGUCAAUCUGCUGAUAUUGCUGGUAUUGCUCUUAACCCAAAAUAGUAUGUGCAACGGAUUUAACAGCCGUAAUUCGAUGCUGAGGACCAGAGUAAUCGGCACUCGCUACGGAAAACUCCAAGGGGUAAUUUUACCUAUGGAUCAGCACAAGUACUUGAAACCUGUCGAGGCGUACCUCGGGGUGCCAUAUGCCACACCACCCACGGGUUCUAACAGAUUUGCGCCAACACGAGCUCCAGCACCAUGGGAUGAGGUGAAAAUGGUGGACCAAAUGGGACCAGUCUGCCCACAGAGACUGCCGGAUAUUUCGAACGAGACCUUAGCUUUAGAGAGAAUGCCUAAGGGACGUCUGGAAUACUUAAGGAGAUUGCUUCCUCGGCUUAAGAAUCAGAGUGAAGACUGUCUAUAUAUGAACAUCUAUACACCAGUUCAAGUUGGGCCAACGCUCCAAGCCAAGUACCCAGUAAUCGUUUUCAUUCACGGGGAGUCUUUCGAAUGGAAUUCCGGUAAUGUUUACGAUGGCUCCGUGUUGGCUAGCUACGCUGGAUUAGUUGUUAUCACCAUCAAUUACAGGCUCGGUAUCCUUGGAUUUCUGAACGCCAAUCCUAUACCACACCUUAAAGCCAGAGUGGCAAACUACGGACUAAUGGACCAAAUAGCAGCCUUGCACUGGGUUCAACAGAACAUCGCGCUUUUUGGAGGGGAUGCUGGCAAUGUAACCAUGCUUGGACAUGGCUCAGGAGCGGCUUGUAUCAAUUUCUUGAUGAUAUCUCCAACUGUCAUGCAAGGUUUGUUUCAUCGAGCGAUCCUUCUGUCGGGGUCAGCGUUGAGCUCAUGGGCGUUAGUAGAAGACCCAGUCAGCUAUGCCGUCCAAUUAGCGAAGCAAUCCAACUGCACUCUACCUGAAGACAUAGUCAAAGAUCAUGAGCUAAUAGUGGACUGUCUAAGAGAAGUUCCACUAGAAGAGUUGAUGUCAGAAGCAAUCAAUACACCGAGCUAUUUAACUGCCUUUGGGCCAUCAGUUGACGGUGUGGUCGUCAAAACAGAUUACGCUAAAGAACUCUUAACUUAUUUCAUACCAAACGACCUUCAAGGGUUCACCAGCGUGUCAGGAGUGAAUAAUUUCAAAGCUGACAAACGGAGUGGCGAUAGGAUAUUUGGAAUCAGAGGUGGCCAAAAUAAAUACGAUCUUCUAUUCGGCGUUGUGACCAGUGAGGCACUGUGGAAAUUCUCCGCUCAGGACAUUCAAAACGGCUUCGAGGGUGAAAGGCGGGACAGAAUAAUAAGGACUUACGUAAGAAACGCUUAUACAUAUCAUUUGAGUGAAAUAUUUUUCACGAUUGUAAACGAAUAUACUGAUUGGGAGAGAACAGUACAGCACCCAAUCAAUACAAGAGAUGCAGCUGUUUUGGCGAUAUCAGACGCCCAGUAUGUGGCUCCGCUGGUCCAAACUGGUGAUUUCCUUAGUGUAGCCAAGAGCUCCCCUGACUCUGGACCGAACACAUUCUUUUACGUCUUCGACUAUCAAACUAAAGACGGAGAUUAUCCACAGAGAAUGGGAUCAGUCCAUGGAGAAGAACUGCCGUAUCUCUUCGGAGCUCCACUGGUUGAAGGCCUUGGACACUUUCCAAAGAACUAUACGAAGUCCGAAGUUGCACUAUCGGAGUCCUUUAUACAAUAUAUUGCUAACUUCGGACGGAGUGGCAAUCCCAAUGAAGCCCAACGCAUGGAAUCUAUACUUCCAAUAUCAAGAGAAAGGAACAAAUAUAAAAGUAUAGUUUGGGACGAAUACGAUACCUUACAUCAAAAAUACUUGGAAAUCGGAAUGAAGCCUCGGAUGAAAAACCAUUACCGUGCCCACCAGCUGUCGGUUUGGCUGCGUCUAAUCCCGGAAAUCCACAGAGCGGGGAUGAAGGACGUGGUCGCCAAACACAACCUUUUCAGGAACCACAACGACCCCGAGCUGUACGACGGUUUAGUGCGGCCCGAUCCCCUCACCCGGGCAAACUACUUCGAUCCGACGCUCGAGCUCUACCGCAAACCGAUUUACAACGUAACAUUGGACGUUCCGUCCACUACAAUGGACACUUACGUCACUACAUGUAUCAGCGUUAUGUCCGCUCGUCCGGGCUCGGCGGUCACACAGAGCCAAGUUCCGAACAACACGCACACUCAGGACGUCUCGAACUUGGAAGUAGCUGGUUACACGGCCUACUCCACAGCGUUAAGUGUUACGAUAGCGAUCGGUUGUUCCCUACUCAUCCUGAACGUUUUAAUAUUCGCUGGAGUUUAUUACCAAAGAGAUAAAACGAGAUUGCAGGUCAAGGCGUUGCAACAACAGCAAAAGAGGAAUCAUAAUUCGACUUUCGAUAGUGUAUCUUCAAAGCACCCUCAUUAUUUUGUGGGACAUUCUCAGAGCUCGAGUACGAUCGUGGACAUCGACCAUCAGGACAAAAACGCUAUCAUAGCCAUGACGAAUAGGGUGCCCCAUUUUACGGGCACAAAUUGCCCGAACGUUUGUCACACGGGAAUACAAAUGUCCAAUCUGACGCAAAAAUCGAGUCCUCCAUCGAAUCGAGGUCAAUGCACGACAUUACCCAGGAAAGUGGGGUUCAGUUACCAACAACCUAAUCAGAUUUGUAACGCGUCAAACUGCAUGACGCUACCUAAGAAUGCCACAUUUAGUGCUAAUAAUUUACCCGAUGUUCAAGCACAGACUGGACAGUCACAGAGUGCUGGGAACGGUGUACCUCCAUCCUCGCCCCAAGCCCAGCACUUCUCCCAAAAGCCAAGAGUACCUCAGGCAGCGAUGUCAGAAAUGAACGUAUGAGAUAUGGAAGAUAUUUACAAUUAUGUGUAAAGGACACUUGAGUGCGCUGAUUACGGACAAAGCAUGGUUGUAAAUAUCAAUUUGACAAAUGUGUAAAGUGAACUGUGGAUAUAUACGUGUAAAGUCUUAAUUAUUUGUAUUAUCUUUAAUGUAAUUAAAUUUGAUCGAAAUGUCAGGUUUGUAAUAUUUUAAUUCAAUAUUAUGAUGUUAAAUAUUUGUGUCGUAUUUCUAAGCGGGUCCUCUGCAAUCAGUGUGUACAUAGUUGGGCGUACCUGGAAACGACACAUAAAUUCAAAUAUGAAUUUAAAAUAAUAAACGUAUAUAAUUAAUAGAAAGAACAAUAGCGAAUCUUUACUUUCUUAAUAGCAAAAAUAUAUUGAAAUAUAAAACUCACAAACAUUCUCUGAGAAGUGUAAUAAAUUGCAUGACUUGUAAUGUAAAUUGUUUCAUGAAUAAUGUAAAUAGUAAUCGAUUAAUUCAUAGUAAUGUUAUAUCCGUUCAAAAUGGAUGACAUAAUUAUUAAAUAGGAAAUCUACAUUGCAUUUAAUAUUUAGGUAGAAAAAGCAUCGUAAUGAAAUUGUGAAAUUAAAUAUAUUUUAUGUAAAUGAUUAUUUAAUAAUAAAACGUUUGUUGAAAUAACAGAAAAGUUCUCGAACAAAGGCAAACCUUAAAAUCAAUAAUAAGCAUAGGUUUAUUUUGGCUAAAAUAUCGCAAACGUAUUCCCUCAAUCUGUUUUUCCCCUUAAAAUAAAAACAAAAAAAACAUGAAAAUUUUGUAUAAUACUUUGCUUAGUCGUAGGUUUUGAUGCCAAUCUUUAACUUGUGGGUCUGAUCUACGAUGAAAUUUUUACCAAAACAUACAAACAUACACGGCACUGAAAGCAUUUUAAAGCAUACAUUUAUUUAUUUAAAUCCACGAAUUUUACAAUUUUUGUGGCCACUAACGACAUAAGCCGAAUACAAAGUAACCGAAACAAAUAUAUAUCUGGUAAACUCACAGUAACACUCACUCACUCAUCCUAGUGCUACCAAAAGCACCAACUAAUUUAAUAGAUACUACGUUUGAAGACGCCACAUCGUGAACACGUGUUGAAGUAUCAAUUACUUCCAAAUAUCUUAUUCUAUUUUUAACUAAGGUACCCCUUAUAGAUCUCUUAUUUUUGGCAUAAUUAUUCAAAAGGAGAAUUUUAAAAAUCAAGAAGCUAAACUAUAAAAUAUGUAUGUGUAUCAUCCAGGAAAAAGAUGCAUCAACAUUUUUAUACUUUGGACAUUUAAUUCAAGUGAAACACAUUGGAUUUAUUGGGAUAUACAGCUACUUGUUUCACUGGUACAUAAACUACCAGUGGGUUUGAGGAUCCAUGGGUACGUAAAAUCGUGAACAAGCGCAGCGUGGGUCACGUAAUUUGUCACGAUAAAAAGCAUUAUCUUAUAUUGUGUUUAUUCAGAUAAUAAAGUAUCAAUGGGCAAAUUUUCAUUUGAGUUCGUUAAGUCAUUUUUGGCCAAUUGAGUCACAACCUAUAAAUUACCUUUCCAUAUAAAUUAGUGAAUUCGAUAUUUUUUCUCAAGUUUGUAUUGAAUUUCUAUGAUAGGAAGCAGGCUCUUGUACUUUGAAAAAUGAGCCAGAUAAAUCAGGUUUCGAGUCUAAUAAUGAAUUCCCAAACAAUUUACGGUCUGAUUGAUGGUCUAUUUGGCCCUUAUAAGUGUAAAUAAAACUAAUUAGUGUAACGAAGACUGUGUAAUGAACGCUAAGGUUAAUUAUCCUGUUUCGGUAUUUAACGUGAUAGGCAGAAGUAUUAAAAAAAAAUUAAAAUCAAACUUCUUACGUAAUAUUUAGCAGAGAGAGAAAAAUUAAUAACAUUCUUUGAACUGAAUUAAUGAUCUAUCGACUCUUCUGACAUUGGUCGAAGGAAUAAAUUCUCAAAGUCAACCUUUUCAACGUCUGACACAAAAUUUUCCUCUUCAAGUUCACUAGAAUGCCAAUUCAAUCACGUCCUAAUUACUUGUGGAAAAUGAAUAAAAUAUUUAACGUUCCCUUACUUCGCAGAAUAUUCGAUUUUGCUUCCACGUGCGGCUUUAGAAGGGCGUAUAGAAAGGAAAUGAAAAAAAUGGAAUAAUCGAGAACAAACGUCAGCCUUGAUAACAGCGUGUUACAAUUUUACGAUCUACGUGAUCGCGAUUCCAUCUCUCACCUCUUUUUUUACUCGAUUGCUGGUUGGGUGGGAUUUUGAGCUCUACGCUUCAGAUGGUGUUUUCGUUAACAGUUAAAGUCAAGGUUCGAAAGCUUACUUUAAAUGUCACUAUGCCAACACUAUGAUACCGAGAGAUGAGCAAACAACUCAGUCUAUAUAUAUAUAAUGUAAAUAUGUACAUUAUCGACUAUGAGCACUCAUGAAAAAUUUUCACUCCAACUGAAAAUACUAUAGACCAAGACAAACUCUUGACAUGCGAACAUAAUAGUACCGUAACUUUGUUCAAAAGAAAAAUAAUGAUAAAGAAGAAACUGGUUAAUUAUUAAUGUUAAUAAAAGCUGUUUUACUGUACGGGAUUUAACGUUUCAAAACCACUAUUAAACUAACCAUACAAUUAAAACAGCACGAAUAAACAUGUCAACAUAAAAAUACUUCUGCCUCUCACACCACUAUUUAUUUCCUCGUAUAUUACCAUUACAACGUAUAUUAUUUUAUCAUUCUUGUAACUUUAUUAUCUUUAGUUAAAUAAAAUUAUAUAUGUUUAUAGUAAGCGUUAUUAAGGAAUCUUAUGACAAUUAUCGAGAUUUGGUAAAGACGAAAUAAACUCCUUAAAUACAUUGUUUUGAUUUA